Messenger RNA from Solanum tuberosum (potato), 860 nucleotides. RefSeq names its product expansin-A8-like. Lineage: Eukaryota; Viridiplantae; Streptophyta; Magnoliopsida; Solanales; Solanaceae. The transcript is spliced from 3 exons. Bases 15 to 791 code for a protein of 258 amino acids. The record is from RefSeq and is a predicted model, not a curated record. Gene Ontology annotation, biological process: plant-type cell wall organization. Gene Ontology annotation, cellular component: extracellular region.
CAUUAUCAAUAAUAAUGGCUGUUUAUUAUCCUCUUUCAACAUUUUCCAUUUUUUUUCUUCUUCUCAUCUUCAUAAGCUUGUGCUUCAAUGAGAGUUUUGGUGAUAAUGGAGGCUGGCAAAGUGCUCAUGCUACUCUUUAUGGAGGGGGUGAUGCAUCUGGUACAAUGGGGGGUGCUUGUGGUUAUGGUAAUUUAAACAGCCAAGGUUAUGGUACAAACACUGCAGCAUUAAGUACAUCCUUAUUCAAUAAUGGAUUGACAUGUGGUGCUUGCUACCAACUCAAAUGCAACAAUAAUGAUGCCAAAUUGUGUCUUCCAGGAACAACAAUUACUGUCACAGCAACAAAUUUUUGUCCACCAAAUCCAUCAUUACCUAACAACAAUGGUGGUUGGUGCAAUCCUCCUUUGCAACAUUUUGAUUUGGCACAACCUGCCUUCUUGAAAAUUGCACAAUAUAAGGCUGGUAUUGUCCCAAUAUCUUUCCAAAGGGUACCUUGCAUGAAGAAGGGAGGAAUAAGAUUUACAAUAAAUGGCCACUCUUAUUAUAACUUAGUUUUAGUGACUAAUGUUGGUGGUGCUGGUGAUGUUCAUUCAGUUUCCAUUAAAGGUUCUAAAAAUGGAUGGCAAUUAAUGUCAAGAAAUUGGGGCCAAAAUUGGCAAAGCAAUGCAUAUCUCAAUGGACAAAGUCUUUCAUUUCAAGUGACAACAAGUGAUGGAAGAACUAUCACAAGCAACAAUGCUGCCCCAUCUAAUUGGCAAUUUGGACAAACUUUUGAAGGGGCUCAAUUUUAGUUUUUCAUCGUCGAAAUAACGUCUACUGAUCAUUUUUCAGUCUCAUGUAGUUUUAAAUUUUACAGGUGA